GAGGCCACAGUGAAGGAAGGUCUGAUUUACAUGCAGCAGAAUAAAUUUAGGAAGAAAUGGAAGAGAGUUUGGCUUUUCCUCUACUCUCAAAGUAACCAGUCUGUAGCUCGCCUGGAGUACUUUGAGCUCAAAGAGGGCUCGUUUUUAUCUGAAAAGAACAUUACUAGAAGGAUGGACCGAAAGUUAAUCCGAAUAAGUGACUGUGUAAGAAUAUCUGAGGCGACAGAACACACUUCAAAGGAUUCAAGCGCCUUUUCGGUGGAGACUACCUCAAAACUGUAUACAUUUCUAACAGGAAAGUCGGACUGCACUGAAUGGAUGCAGAAGCUCUCUGAGAUUGCAUUUCAGCCUUCUCAUGAGGAUUCAAACCGAGUAGCAAUGAGAAUGAAAGAGAAUGAACUCUAUAGUUCACAUGAAGCAGUGACGGAAUAUAAAGUUUCAAUAAGAAGUACAGAUGCUUCAGAGAGAUGUGACCUCAAAGGAACGUAUCUUCUCAAGGCAGACAAAGAUGCACUGAUUUUAAAAAGUAUCAGCCCUGAGCAAGUAGUAUUUGAAUGGCCUUACAUGUAUCUACGGAGAUUUGGUGGUGACAAGGGAAUAUUUUCAAUUGAAUCUGGAAGGAGAUGUAAAUCUGGUCCAGGGAAGUUUGAGUUUGAAACCAACCAGGGCAAACAGAUUUUUACGUCUGUCAAUACUGCUGUAUCAAAUCAGAAGUCCAACAAUGAAGAACAAUGCAAUUCUGAUCCAUUAGAAAGCUACAAUUUACUUGCUGUGGACUCUGCUCUUCACAGAUCGUAUUCAGGUUGUGCACAGGAGCUUGCUGCAACAAAUAAAUCUCAGCUAGCCAAAAGAUUAUCUUCUGCGAUAUCAGAUAUUUCUGAAGGAAUGCAUAGCUUGUGUUGUGAUGCUUCCCCAGAUUAUCGGACACGUAGUCCCCUAAGCAAGUCACCAGUCAGGUUUCAGUAUAGCUUCCCAUCACCUCCUCUAUUGGCAUCACAUAGUGAAGGAACUGCUAAGUUAUCAGCAGACACACUAGAAAAUAGAUCUACACUAAAUUCAGAAACAAAUCCAGGAGGGAUUCACUUGACUCUUCCCUUGGAACUACCAAGUUGUAAUACAUCUAUACCAAGACAAGUAGGAAGGCAGCAAAGUAGUGUUACACCUCACAGAGGGAAUAUCCAACCAAACCAUAUCAAUGGUUCUUUCAUUAUGCUUCCCAGCAAAGUACGUUCAUCUAACAAUGAGAGUAGUUUUGUUGAAAAGAACAUUCCAUCUAUCAUAUCGACUGAGCAUUCUGACUCUCUUUAUGAUACUGUGUAUAGUGGACCAAAUAUGUCAAAUUCCAAAAAUGUACUUCACCAACAAACAUGUUGCAACAGAAAUGAACAUGUGUAUGAAGUUAAUGAUGAUUCAUCGCUUUACGAGGAAGCAAAAGAAUUGAGUGACGCAUGGAAAGUACAAGGUAGAUUGCAUGACUUUGGUUAUGAAUAUCCUUACAAUCCUUCUGCAGAUGACUAUGCUGUGCCGAAGCUGGCACUUCAGGAUCCACCUCUCAGACCAUCUAAAAAGUGUUCAUCUCCAAAGGGAAGAGUACAAAAAAGUGAUUAUGUCAAUGUUGAAUCAAUUCUUUGUAACAGGUAGAUAAGCAGUGACACCAAACCUGUCAUAUAAAUACAGUAUAAUUUCAAGCAUUAUGUUUUCUUCAUAGUUUCUAGGUCUGGAUUUUCAAGGCAAAAUUACAUCACAAAACUGGCUGCAACUUUGUGAUUUUUAUGUACAGUAUCUGUAGUUUGAAUAGAUUUAGCUUCUCUCUAAGACAAUGGCCUUUGCAAUCAUCUCCAAUCAAAUCAAUGGAAAACAACUGAAUUCAUGUGAAUGGAAAAACAUUUCAGAAUAGUCUGACAUUUUAUUGCAUUUGUUCUAAGUUAUCAAUUGUGGGUUAUACCAGAAUUUUUUAAAUCCUUAUAGUCUGCAAAAUCAA
Hypanus sabinus (Atlantic stingray) is the source of this 1981-nucleotide messenger RNA. RefSeq names its product docking protein 1-like. The coding region runs from base 31 to 1641 and encodes 536 amino acids. Gene Ontology annotation, cellular component: cytoplasm. The record is from RefSeq and is a predicted model, not a curated record. Lineage: Eukaryota; Metazoa; Chordata; Chondrichthyes; Myliobatiformes; Dasyatidae. The transcript has 5 exons. Gene Ontology annotation, biological process: positive regulation of MAPK cascade; cell surface receptor protein tyrosine kinase signaling pathway.